AUGCCUGUCCCGAAAGGCAUAGCAUCCCGUAAUAGGGUUCUCGCCUUGGCAGGACUCUUGUUCUCUUUGUUGUUCCUAUUACACUUCCUCUUCCCAGGAUCCAACAAGCUUCUCGCCCAUACUCAACGAUGGACCACAGCGUCCUCUUCUGUCAUUCGUUCUAAAUUCCUUAGAGCUAAAGCUCAAGCUCCUCGUCCACCAAUCCAUCAUCCCAUCCCCAAACUCAUGGCAGAUGCUGAAAAAGAAUAUGAUGCUAAAAUUCGUCGUCAGUCUAAAUCACUCCAUGAGGCCGUUGAAGAAUACAAGAGAAGAUACGGUAUGAAUCCACCUAAAGGUUUUGACGAAUGGUAUGAAUUUGCCAAAUCACAUAAUUCAAUCAUAAUCGAUGAAUAUGAUCAAUUGAUAAGGGAUUUAAAACCAUUCUGGUUAUUCUCUGGAGAAGAAUUGAGAAGAAGAUGUAUUCAAGUUGGUUUCUUACCUUCAGUCGAUUUAGUAAGAAUUGAAAAGGGACAAACUAGGACUAUAGAUGUUUCCAAAGGAUUUGACGAUAGUGAAGUUGGUGCCAGAGCAAAAGGUUUUAGAGUAAUGUUAGAAAAGUUUCAAGCUAAGUUACCCGACAUGGAUUUCCCAAUUAACGAAAAGGCAGAAGGAAGGAUUUUGGUUCCUUGGGAAGAAAAUUUAUUUAGUAAUUUGACGGCGGACAGUUCUCUCGGUAUCGAGCACGUCUUGGGAGGCGAGUUCAUCCCCGAUUGGCGAGGAGAUGGUAACGUCUGGGAAGCCUAUCGUCGAACAUGCGAACCUUCCUCUCAAGCACGUCGAUUAUUCGGUUCCUUACGAUCACACUUGAAAGAAGGUCAAGCUCCUAUAUCCAGAUUGGCCAAUGCUGGUAUAACGAGUGAUGCCGUACCUGAAGAUUUCUAUUUCCCUGCUGGUGUAGAUGAUAAAUACGAUUUCUGCGCUCAUCCAUGGGCACAUUACAACCAAGGUCAUUUCUUCUCUGAUUGGCGUACCAUCCAUGCUUUGUAUCCCAUGUUCUCACCUGCCAAGGGAGUGGGAUACUCGGAUAUCCUCAUCCCGUCCCAUUAUUAUUUCUCAUCCACCAAGAGAUAUACCUACGGUUGGGACCCGGUUAAUAUGGUUAUCAAAGAUGUAGAUGAUAUGGAGACUGCAUGGGAAGAUAAGUCGGAUGAUAUCUUCUGGAGAGGUGCCACGACUGGUGGUGGUUCGAGUCCACCAGGUUUCUUGGCUCAGUACCAACGGCAUAGAUUCAUCAAGAUGACCUCUGAUUCAUCCGACGUCAACAAGACCGUUGUUUUUGCCGAUCCACCCGGCACGAACAAUUUCGUUUCCGCCUCGGUACCCAUCGGACAGCUCAAUCAAGAUAUGAUGGAUGUAGCAUUUACCAAAGCCGUCGGAUGUACUCAAUACCCAGGUGGAUGUGAUGGUAUGAGGAAAGAUCAUAGAUUCGCGGAUGCAGUUCCAUUGGGUGAAAAUUGGCGACACAAAUAUCUGAUCGAUAUUGAUGGUAUGGGUUACUCGGCUCGAUUGUUCGCUUUGUUGAAAUCUGAAAGUGCCGUAUUGAAGUCUACGGUCUAUACUGAAUUUAUGUCUGAAUGGUUACAACCAUGGCUCCACUACAUUCCAAUCUCUCAGAUGUACCAGGAGAUAUACAAUGUACAUGCCUACUUCUCCGGUCCAUCAGAAGCGAUGUUAGAAGCUUCCAACGCUACUCGAGGGACUUUCCAGGCUCCUGGUUUGACAACGAGGAAAUUGGAUACUGAUGCCGAAUUGCGGAAGAUUGCAAAGGCAGGUAGAGAUUGGAUGUUCACCGUUGGUAGAAAGAUUGAUAUGGAGAUCUACGUAUAUAGAUUAUGUCUUGAAUGGGGUAGAUUGACGGCAGAUGAUAGAGAAGCUAUGACAUAUAAGGGAUAG
Molecule: messenger RNA, 1932 nt
Organism: Kwoniella botswanensis
Lineage: Eukaryota; Fungi; Basidiomycota; Tremellomycetes; Tremellales; Cryptococcaceae
Exons: 6
Coding region: 1-1932 (643 amino acids)
Source: RefSeq, a predicted model, not a curated record